Molecule: messenger RNA, 2909 nt
Organism: Apis florea (little honeybee)
Lineage: Eukaryota; Metazoa; Arthropoda; Insecta; Hymenoptera; Apidae
Product: V-type proton ATPase catalytic subunit A
Biological process (GO): proton transmembrane transport; ATP metabolic process
Cellular component (GO): lysosomal membrane; proton-transporting V-type ATPase, V1 domain
Molecular function (GO): ATP binding; proton-transporting ATPase activity, rotational mechanism; ATP hydrolysis activity
Source: RefSeq, a predicted model, not a curated record
AAUAAUUGAAAACGAGCACAUCUUUCAGUCAGCUGACCUGUCUUGUGAUAGCAGGCUCGAUUGUAAAGAUUGACUUGCUAUUGUAGACUGGACUUGCUUCGAUUCGUUUCUCGUUUCCUAUUUGUUGGUUUUACUUGAAUAACAAUUCACAAUGACGAGUCAAGGCUUACCCAAAAUUAGUAAUGAGGAGAGAGAAACCAAAUUUGGUUAUGUAUAUGCUGUAUCUGGCCCUGUGGUUACAGCUGAACAAAUGUCAGGAUCAGCUAUGUAUGAAUUGGUUAGAGUAGGAUAUUAUGAACUAGUUGGAGAAAUAAUUCGUUUAGAGGGUGAUAUGGCUACUAUACAGGUAUAUGAAGAAACUAGUGGUGUAACUGUAGGUGAUCCAGUUCUACGUACUGGAAAGCCAUUAUCUGUAGAACUUGGACCUGGUAUUCUUGGCAGUAUCUUUGAUGGUAUUCAAAGACCAUUGAAAGAUAUCAAUGAGCUUACAAAUUCUAUUUACAUCCCAAAGGGUAUUAAUGUACCAGCAUUAUCAAGAAGUGCAGCUUGGGAAUUUAAUCCAUCUAAUAUCAAAAAUGGAAGCCACAUCACUGGUGGAGAUUUGUUUGGUGUAGUCUAUGAAAAUACAUUAGUGAAACACAAAAUGAUUUUACCUCCAAAAAGUAAGGGAACCGUGACCUAUAUCGCACCUGCUGGCAAUUAUACAGUGUCUGAUGUUAUUCUAGAAACAGAAUUUGAUGGCGAGAAGCACAAAUAUACUAUGCUUCAAGUAUGGCCCGUAAGACAACCUCGUCCAGUCACUGAAAAAUUACCAGCUAAUCAUCCUUUACUUACUGGUCAACGAGUAUUAGAUUCCCUUUUUCCGUGUGUUCAAGGUGGUACUACAGCCAUUCCUGGUGCUUUUGGUUGUGGUAAAACUGUAAUUUCUCAAGCUUUAUCAAAAUAUUCAAAUUCUGAUGUUAUUAUCUAUGUUGGUUGUGGAGAACGUGGUAAUGAAAUGUCUGAAGUAUUGCGCGAUUUUCCUAAAUUAACAGUGGAAAUUGAUGGUGUUACUGAAUCUAUCAUGAAACGUACAGCUUUAGUUGCUAAUACUUCAAAUAUGCCUGUAGCAGCUCGUGAAGCAUCUAUUUACACAGGUAUUACUCUAUCAGAAUACUUCAGAGAUAUGGGUUAUAAUGUAUCCAUGAUGGCUGAUUCAACAUCUCGUUGGGCAGAAGCACUUCGUGAAAUUUCUGGUCGAUUAGCUGAAAUGCCUGCUGAUUCUGGAUAUCCUGCUUAUCUUGGGGCUCGUUUAGCUAGCUUUUAUGAACGUGCAGGAAGAGUGAAAUGUUUAGGUAAUCCCGAUCGAGAAGGUUCCGUCAGUAUUGUAGGUGCUGUAUCACCACCAGGUGGUGAUUUCUCUGAUCCCGUUACUAGUGCAACCUUGGGUAUUGUACAGGUAUUCUGGGGUCUUGAUAAAAAACUUGCACAACGUAAACACUUUCCAUCAAUUAAUUGGCUUAUUUCAUACAGUAAAUAUCUUCGAGCUUUAGAUGACUUCUAUGACAAAAAUUUUGCAGAAUUCGUUCCUUUGAGAACGAAAGUGAAGGAAAUUUUGCAGGAGGAAGAAGAUUUAUCAGAAAUUGUACAAUUAGUUGGUAAAGCUUCUCUUGCAGAGACAGAUAAAAUUACUUUAGAAGUUGCGAAACUCUUAAAAGAUGAUUUUUUGCAACAGAAUAGUUAUUCGCCAUAUGAUCGUUUUUGUCCAUUUUAUAAAACUGUUGGAAUGUUACGAAACAUGAUCGCAUUUUACGAUAUGGCAAGACAUGCAGUUGAAUCUACGGCACAAUCAGAUAAUAAAAUAACAUGGAAUGUCAUUAAAGAUAGCAUGUAUAAUAUUCUUUAUCAAUUGAGUUCUAUGAAAUUCAAGGAUCCAGUACAAGACGGUGAAGCAAAAAUCAGAGCUGAUUUUGAUCAAUUACAUGAAGAUAUUCAACAGGCAUUUAGAAAUUUAGAAGAUUAAUUUUCAAAAACAUUUAUAUAAAUUAAGUUCUCUAUGUUCAGGAAUCUUAUGCUGGUCAUUUAAGGAUGUCCUGGAUCUAUUGGAACAAAAUAUAACAUUUGUAAUUAUAUAUUACAUAUUAAAUAGUUAUAUUAAUUUUCAAGAAUUAUUAAAAAAUUGUAUAUAAAAAAAAAUUACAAAUAUAAAAUCUAUUAUAAAUUUAUGUGUAUAAAUCUAAUGUUCAAACAAAAAAAUCAUUCGUAACGUUAAACCAAUAUAUAUAAUAAAGUUAUAGGACAUCCUUAAAUGUAUUUCCAAUUUCAGCAAAUAUUUAUACAUUAAGUACUAUAAUGAGUUAAUUCAUAUAUGGAAUGAAUCUAUAUGUAAUUAUUUUAAAUUGUUGGGAUAAAUGAUGCGAUGUCUGGCGAAUUAAGCUUCCGAUUAUUUUAUUUUCCGCGAAUGAAAUUCAAUCAUGAAAGAAUCUAUUUAUAUAGAUAAAUAGAUUCCUUUUUACGAAGAAAUUUUUGUAUGUAUGCAAAGUUAAAGUAAAAAUAUCGUAAGAAGCUUCCCAUUCAUCCAUACAUUGUUAUUCUCUUGAAAAGAAGAAAAUAAUUGCUUUUUAACUUUGUUGUAGCAAGGGCUGAUGUGGUAGCUUUUUACAAAGGAAUGGAAUUAAAGAGUAUUAAAUAUUGUAUUAUAAUAGUGUAUUAUGUAAACGUGUUAAGUGACGAAUACAAACGUUAUAUAAAAGUAGAUGUUAUUUUAAACGUUGAAAUAUGGUCUAAAAGUUUAAAAAAAAAAGUGUCAAAGUGUUAAAACUAUUAAAAUGCAAGAUCUUUUAUCGUUAAAAAGAAACAGUGUUCCAAUAACUUCGACAUUUCCAUUGUAUCAUAUGUAAAAAACGAAUAAAUAUUACGCAUAAAAAGAU